Molecule: messenger RNA, 3801 nt
Organism: Crotalus tigris (Tiger rattlesnake)
Lineage: Eukaryota; Metazoa; Chordata; Lepidosauria; Squamata; Viperidae
Gene: MCM10
Product: minichromosome maintenance 10 replication initiation factor
Exons: 20
Coding region: 176-2752 (858 amino acids)
Biological process (GO): DNA replication initiation; DNA replication
Cellular component (GO): nucleus; replication fork protection complex
Molecular function (GO): single-stranded DNA binding; DNA replication origin binding
Source: RefSeq, a predicted model, not a curated record
AUACUAUCAAACAAGUCUUUGGUUCAGUGCCCGGAACUGCGUGCAGACGCGUCGGGGGCGGGUCGGAAUUGAAACUUUUGGCGGGUUUUCAGCGGUCUUUCUUCUUGGACGGAAGGAAAAGCUGCAAUUCAGAAAAUAAGAAUUCUUCUAAGUCUUUCCUGGUCUUUCUGAAAGAAUGGAUGGAGAUGAUGACUUAGACCUGUUAGCGUCUCUCUUAGAGGAGAAUGAAGCCCAAGAAAAUUCUGCAGAGAAGAAAAGAGCAGCUGAGCAUCGAGAUGAGUAUGAUUUACUCUUUGAGGCGGAAGACGAUGAGUCCUACACCUCCUACAACGAGGAGCUGGAAGUAGAAGAGGAGGGGUCCACUGGUAACCAGGAAAACGUGGCUGAGAUCUUUUGGGACGUGACUGACCUGUUGGAGGAAGAGAAGAAAGAGGAAAACAUUCAGAAGAUGUCCCGUCCUGUAGCUCCUGAUCAAGUGAUAGAACCUUCCAAGGAAGAUCUUCAAGAUGAGUUGAGAAAAUUGCAAGAGCAGAUGAAAAAAUUGCAGGAGCAGUUACAAAGCACAGCGAUUGGAAAGCCAGCCGAUUCUAAUCUCUGCAAGAAAACAUCUGGUAAAUCAACCGCUGCUGUCAUUAAGGAAAGGACUCCUUCAAAGGUUCAAAAAUGCCCAUCUUUUUCAGCUAAGGGGAACAGUCCACCUUUACCGCUGCCAAAAAGCGAGUCCCAGAAAGCCAAAUCUAUGAUUGCAGUGAAUAAGAACCACACUUCAAAAGCUACGUCUAGUCUGUUCUCUCAACCACUUAAAUCAAUGGUUGGAAACAGACCCUCUAUGGAUUCCAAUAAGAAAAUUCCAGUAACAAAAAAUUCUGAGGGCAAAACUCAAGAUGUUUCCCUGGAAAUCUACUCUGGGCUGAAAUUAAGAAAACCCCGCGUCUCUUCGGCUGAGAUGGAAAGAAAAAUGAGAGGGCGGCAGCUGAUUAGACUCUCUCUGCUGCAAGACAAACUCCGCUCGGCCAAUCUUGAAGAAAUGGACUGGGUGACCUUUGGCAUCAUAAUAAAGAAAAAGAUUCCUCAGAGUUCCAGCAACGGUAAAACAUUCAGCAUCUGGCACCUGAAUGACCUGCGGGACUUCAGCAGGUCUGUCUCUCUCUUCCUGUUUGGGGACGUUCACAAAGAACACUGGAAGACGGAUAAAGGCAUGGCUGUAGGCCUCCUCAACGCUAAUCAGAUGAAACCCAAGGAAGGAUCAGAAGAGGUGUGUCUGUCUGUCGAUCACCCACAAAAGAUCCUGAUUUUAGGGGAAGCCAUGGACUUGGGAACUUGUAAAGUGAAGAAAAAAAACGGAGAGCCUUGUACUCAGAUGGUUAAUCAGAGCGAGUGCGAGUAUUGUCAGUAUCAUAUACAAACCGAGUAUCGGAAACUGAGCUCUAAGCGAGCAGACCUGCAGUCCACUUUCUCCACCACCCGGGCACCGAAGAAGACAGCAAAGAGGAACCUCAGCUUGAAAGGGAGGCUUUGUCAAGACGGCUUUUACUACGGCGGCGUUUCCUCCGCAGCUUACGCUGCUUCUGUGGCUGCUGCUGCUGUUCCCAAAAAGAAAAUCCAAACGACUUUGACAAAUUUGGUGGUAAAAGGAGUGGAUGCAAUCCUGCAGGAAACCCAAGGAAAACUGGGUCUGCCAAAGCCACCCUGUUCAGAAGAAUUCAAGGAACUGUUGGCCAUGCCCUCAUCUGGAGCCCGGAACCUCAGUAAACACUUCGACCGAGGAUUUACAGGAAAGCCAGCUGUCCACUCCAUCUCUGCCUCAGCUCUGCUGAAGCAACAGAAACGGCAAAUGUUGGAGGCCCGGAAGCGAAGAUCUAAUGAAAUACAAAGGAGGUUUCUUCAGGACUCUGCUCCUAAAAGGACCCCAGCAUCACCCUCCUCUGUGGGGCAGGCUGUGGUACAGUCCCCAACCCCAGGGGCCGAGUUUCCUAAAGCUGGACAACUAUCCAGCCCCCAGACCCCCAGACUUGGUUCGGGCUUCUCUGAAGGGGGCGACGUUCUCUUUUUUGAUGAUUGCCCCCCUCCGGCCCUCAAACUGAACCACCUGGCGGAAGCCAAAAAGAUUGCAGCGAUAAGGAAACUGCGUGCAAAAGGGCAGAUCCUUUCCAAAGAAGAUCCAAACAGCGUCAAACGGAAACGGUCAGAUCUCGACAUUCCAGGGAUUUCUGAAAGAGUGGAAAAAAAUAUCACCAGUUCAGAAGACGGGGGAGCACCAGAGCCCGUUGAAAAGAAACGGCGCCAGCAACUUGAAUACCUGGAAUCGGCGGAGUUUCAAGAGAUCCUGAGUGCUCGAUCGAAACACACCGGCGUCCUUAAGCAGUUUGAGGCCGAGAUGCAAGAACGGUACUUUGAGCCCUUGGUGAAAAAAGAACAAAUGGAAGAGAAGAUGAGAAACAUCCAAGAAGUAAAAUGUCGUGUGGCAACAUGCAAAACGUGCAACUAUACCUAUUUCAAACUGCUGGAUUCGUGCGUGGCGGAACAUCACGAUUACCACUAUCACAAUGGGGUGAAGAGAUUUUUCAAGUGUCCCUGUGGGAACAGAGCCAUUUCACUUGAUAAGCUGCCCAAAAAACACUGCAGUAAUUGUGGCCUCUUUAAAUGGGAACGUGAUGGAAUGCUCAAGGAGAAGAAAGGUCCCAAAAUCGGGGCAGAAACUCUUUUGCCAAGAGGAGAAGAACACGCCCAGUUUCUCAACAGCAUGAAAUAAUGGCGGAUUCCUGCACUUGGCUAUUGAAUUUCCCAACUAGAAAACGUCAGAGCUGCCUUCUUCCAAAGCAGCCUCACACAGCUAUUUCCCCUCUAAAAACGACAGUCUAAUCCGAGUAACUUUUAUGUUUUAUGUCAAAGCAACCUGGAACGGAUGUGCCUAAUCCUCCGCUGGAUUUGGGAAGGAAUGUGUUCUCGGAGAUCCUACGGUGUAUUUAGGAAGGAACCGUGAAGUCCAUUUCUUUGGAACGUUCUCUAAGAUUUUGGCAGUUCGAGAUGAGGCUGAAAAAUAUUAAAUUCUGUUUUCUGAGAUUGAGUUGUAUCUGUGAGGAUACUUCUCCAGCUUCUCUUUGUCUAAACUGGGUUAGCAAUUUUAAGACUUGUGGACUUCAACGUCCAGAAUUAAAUGGCUGGCUGGGGAAUUCUGGGAGUUGAAGUCCACAGGUCUUAAAGUUAUCAAGGUUGGACAACCCUGAUCUAAAAGUUAAUGCAGGGGUCUUCAAACGUGGCUCUUUUAUGACUUGUGGACUUCAACACCCAGAAUUCCUCAGCCAGCGUGCCUGGCUGAGGAAUUCUGGGCGUUGAAGUCCACAGGUCAUAAAAGGGAUAAGUUUGAAGACCCCUGAGUUAAGGCUUCAUCAUCCCAUCAUGGAAAUGGGAUGUUCUGAAAAAUCCUCCUUGCUUUAAUGCUGGAUUAAAAUCCUCCUUGCUUUAAUGCUGGACUAUUAGAUUUUACCUUAGCAAAAUUAAUAUUUGUGCCCAAGUGGUUGAAAGAAGACCCUUGUGAUUUUAAUAAACCAAGACAGGCUGUGUUUUACAAGCUUCACUUUUUAAAUCUUGUUUUAAUCCAGUAACGUAACAUCUGUUUGCUGAUGAUUUUUCAGAAGCUAACUACAACUCCCAGCCUCCAGCUACUAUCAGCUGUACUAGAUAUUAGAAAGGGCAGCUGAAUGUUGUAUUUUAACAAAAGUUUUAAAAGCUGAAACUUCAAACCCCAAGUGAGUACAUAGAGCAGGGCUCUUCCAUCUUGGCCCUUUUAUGAUUUGUGGA